AUGUCUUUUAGUGUUGUUGCCGCAAGUUGUGGGGAUGCCUUAUUUGAAGUUAAAGCCAACAUUUUCCUGUCAAUCGCUAAUGAAGUGGCCCAUUUUAUUAACCGAUAUCAGAAAGACAUGCCAAUGUUGCCAUUCCUGGCAACAGAUAUGUUUCAACUCGUCUUCAAUCUGUUGGAAAUAUUUGUGAAAGAAGAAGCCUUGGCUGAAGUGACAUCAACAGCUAAGCUGGUCCAGCUAGAUUUAACGAAGUCAUCUUUGCACACCUUAGAUGUUGAUAUUGGGUUUGUUGCAAACAAACUUCUCCUAGAUUUAAAGCGCAAAAAGAAGAUCAGUGAGAAGGAUUGCUACUCAGUGAGAGCUGAUACCAAGACAUUUCUCAUCGCCCUUGUGAAGAAGCUAUUGUUAAAAGCUCCAAUAAGGUUUGGUCUGGUAAGGAACUUGGCAUGGCUGCAUCCCUUGGAAAUCUGUUGUGGUCAAGAGAGGUGUUUGGAGCAUCUUGGUCGUUGUCUUAGGAUUGGUUCGGAUGCUCAACAGAUUAAGCUUUCCAAAUGUGAUAAUAUCAUCAGGCAAAAUAAAGAAUUUUUAAGGGAGAACUCAGCGAACCCUGAUUUCCAGUCAUUCACUGUUGGUGAGUCACGGUUAGAUGUGUUACUUUAUGACAGCAUGGCCAAUGUUACUGAGUGGGCUGAUCUGUGGUAGUUAACCAAAAAUCUUCUCCUUCUAUCACAUGGACAAGCGUCAGUUCAACGAGGAUUUUCAAUCAACAAGGAAAUCUCUGUUGAAAACAUGACCAUACAAACGUUGAUUUCACAGAGAAUGAUUAAAGAUCAUCUCCUGAAUGUUGGAGGGGUUACCAAAGUCUCCUUAACUAAAGAGCUCCUUGUCAGUGCAAGUCAUGCAAGACAGAGAUACCAAGCUCACCUAGAUGAAGAGAAAAGAAAGAAAGAGGAGCAGAAAAGAGGAGAGAAAAGGAAAGAUACCCUUGAGGAACUGGAUAACUUAAAAGAAGUAAAGAAAAGAAUUAAA
Pocillopora meandrina is the source of this 1026-nucleotide messenger RNA. The record is from the annotation of a GenBank genome assembly. Lineage: Eukaryota; Metazoa; Cnidaria; Anthozoa; Scleractinia; Pocilloporidae.